Messenger RNA from Purpureocillium takamizusanense, 1835 nucleotides. RefSeq lists its product as uncharacterized. The transcript has a single exon. NCBI's taxonomy places the organism in Eukaryota, Fungi, Ascomycota, Sordariomycetes, Hypocreales, Ophiocordycipitaceae. The record is from RefSeq and is a predicted model, not a curated record. The coding region runs from base 340 to 1539 and encodes 399 amino acids.
CUCCCUCUCACUCUCACCCUCCCUCCCUGUCACUGCUUCCAUCGCUGUUCCCUGCCCUGCCAGCCUGGUCUGUGCUACUGCUGCUGUUGUUGCUGCUCCACGCCGCCGCCGCUUCGGCAGGCAAUCUUGUGUGACGCCAACAAGUGAGGAGGAUCCUUCGGCAUCGGCACUUCUGGCUUUGCUUUCACGCACCCGGACGGCCAGGCACUCUAGUCAUCUUUCACCAUUGACGGAGAUAACAGUCCGUUCCCACCUGUAAGUUUCGGGCCCGCCCUGCACGAGAGCGAGCGAGUGAGCGGUGGGCGGGCGUGUCCGCGACGCAGCGACCUCUCCGCGGUCAUGGCGGCGCGCUCCCCUCUUCACCCCGCCGAGUCGGGCGGCGCUUCCCAGUCGAAGACGACUGGUAGUGGUGUGAAUCAAUACUCUUUGCGCGGCGUCGAGGAGUGGGCGUCGCUGCUGCGCGACGGCCCGCGACGGCCGCUGCUCACGCACAUCAACGCCGACACGACGUGGCUGAUCCAGCUGCCCUGGCCGGCUCCAUCAUCACCAUCGUCGUCGUCGUCGUCGUCGUCGUCGCCGCAGCCGUUGCGGCCGCCGGGGCGAACGCACUUCAACGUCCUCGUGGACCCGUGGCUCGACGGCCCGCAGAGCGACGUCGCGUCUUGGUUCAGCACGCAGUGGCACGUCGUCCCCUCGGGGGUCGCCACCAUCGCGGAGCUGAACCUGCUGCUGCGACACGUCGAGACGACGACGACUCACGGCGCAGUCGGUCCUGGUCCCGGUCCCGGUCCCGGUCCCGGUCCUGUCUUGUCUCGCACGCCGGCCGAGGAGAAUGCCGUCGGCGAGCCGUGUUUCGUCGACGCCGUUGUCGUGUCACACGAGUUUACCGAUCACUGCCACCGCGCCACGCUCCAGGAGCUGCCCGCGAGCACGCCCGUCUUCGCGACCGACGUCGCGGCGGACCUCAUCCGCAGCUGGGGCCACUUCGACGCCGUCGUCACCAUCCCCGCCCUCGGGCCCGACGUGUCGUGGAGGCGCCUCACGGGCGUCGGCCCCCUGCCGGACUGGCUCGCCGUCGGUCGCGUCAUCACCCCUGGGAACGCGCUGUACUACCACUCGGCCAUCCUGGUCGCGUUUGACCUGGACGACGGCGGGGGCGGUGACGGCAGCGGCAGCGGCGAAGCCAUCGUCUACGCGCCGCACGGCAUCGCCGCCGAGGACCUCGCCGGCGUGCCCGCGUCGAGCGGCCUGCGCACGCUCGCCCUGCUCCACGGCCUGCACGACGUGCGCAUCUGGCUCGCCAAGCAGCUCAACCUCGGCGCCCUCAACGGGCUGCGCGCCGUGGCCGCGAGCGGCGCGCGGUACUGGGUCGCGACGCACGACGAGGUCAAGACGGGCGGCGGGCUCAUCGCGCCGCUGCUGCGCCGCACAGCGUACUCGAUGCGUGACGCCGUGGCGCACGAGGAGGCGCGGAUGGAUGUCGUGCCCGAGUAUACAUUUGCGGAGCUAGGAUCCGGAGAUGGGCUGGUGUUGGCGUAGAUGAUGAUGCAUUGACGCCGGUCACGAUGCUGACGAGUUCGAUGAGAUACGCGUAUAUAUAGUUAUUUUCUCUCCUUGAGGAUGCCUAUAGUCGACAAGAUGUUAUAUGAACCAGUACACAAGAGUUGGUAUGAAUUUGGUAGCUCCUGACCAAAGAUGGUCUCCGCAUAACAAUACAGCAACGCCGUUUACUUUCCUCUAUUCCAUGAAUUACAUCUCACCCUUGACGCUCAGCUCUCCGUCUCUAUCCCAUCGUCAACUCCAAUACCCGCCGCACCUUCACGCAAUUACAGCUC